AGGGAACCAUAUUUAAUAUUCCGGGAAAAAUCAGAAUGGAAAAGAAUAUGAAAAAUAACAUAUGUGUAUAUAACUGAAUCAUUUUGCUGUAUGGUAGAAAUUAACACAAUGUUUUAAACAAAUUUAAAAAAAUCAUCUGCUUCAGUCCCUCCUUUCAAUUUUUUGGGGGUAUAUCCCUAGAAGUGGAAUGCUUAUUUGUGUAAACCUGAAAGAGAAAGGAGGCACAUACUUAAAUUUCAUAAUGUGUGUUCAGAGCUGGACCUCAAAGGCCAGGUUAAGAGGAUUGAGGGAUGCUUGAAAAGCUACCCGAACUGUCCCAUAAUACAGCUGCAGUUCCACUGCCUCAAAGUAUUGGGAAAUUGUUUUUAUUUUUUUUUCUUUUCAGGGCUGGACCUGGAGCAUAUGAAAGUUCCUGGGCUAGGGGUUGAACUGGAGCUGCAGCUGCUACAGCCACAGCGACACCAGGUCUGAGCUGCAUGUGUAACCUACACUGCAGCUUAUGGCAAUGCUGAAUCCUUAACCCACUGACCUGAGCAAGUCCAGGGAUUGAAUACACAUCCUCACGGAUACUAGCCAGGUUCCUUUUUUUUUUUUUUUUUUUUUUUUGGUAGGGCUGCACUCGAGGCAUAUGGAGGUUCCCAGCCUGGGGGUCCAAUCGGACCUACAGCUGCUGGCCUAUGCCACCACACAGCAACACAGGAUCUGAACCGUGUCUGUGACCUACACCACAGCUCACAGCAACACCGGAUCCUUAACCCACUGAGUGAGGCCAGGGAUCAAACCCGCAACCUCAUGGUCCCUGGUCAGAUUUGUUUCUGCUGCACCACGACGGGCACUCCCCUAGUCAAAUUCUUAACCUUGAGUAACAACGGGAGCUCUGGGAAAUUCUGUUUUGUUGAGAGCUUGUUACAUGCAAAUGUCCAAAAUGAGAGCUUAUAUCUAAAAAUAGCUCAAACUUCCCUAAUAUCACUGAUAAAAGGCUGUGAGGUUAUUUUCGGUUUCACUGUUUUCUCUUCAUUGAUUGAUUAGAGUGCUCUUGUGUCUGUAUUUUUAUACCAUGAAGAUUUUGAAAAAGACUUAAUAUUGGAAUCAAAGAACUGGGGAGGAAAUUUAAGUAUCACCUUUUAAAAAACUGAAUAUUGACUACAUGCAAGGUCCCAGCACAAAGCACAGUUAAAAGGAGUUCCUCCUAUGGCUCGGCAGGCUAAGGACCCAGUGUUGUCACUGCUGUGGCUUGCUUGCUGCUGUGGCAUGGGUUUAGUCCCUGGCCUGGGAACUUCCAUAUGCUGCAAGUAAGGCCAAGAAAGAAAAAGGAAUAUAAAAGCACAGUUAAAAAAAUUUUUUUAAACAGUGACCUACAUCACACACACAAAUGACUAUCUAAAACAUACAAUUAUGAUGUGAAGAAUAAAAAAACCACACCUGUUUUCGUGAGAAAGAGUCCACUACGACUGCCUGGGUGCCUGUCAGGAACUGCAUCACAUCAGCUUUUACUCCCAGAGGUAACGCUACCCUGAAUUUAGUGUUUUCAACUCCUUGUUUCUCUUUAUAGUUUUAACAGUUGUGUUUGUUUCCCUAAAUAGUAUUUUUUGGGGGUGGGGGUUCCUCUGUUUGAACUUUUCAUAAAUUGAAUCCUACUGUACGUAUUGUUCUGUGAUUUGCUCUUUUAAUUUUACCAUUUAUUUUAAUUUCUUGGCUGCAACUGUGGCAUGUGGAAAUUCCGGGCCCAGGGAUUGCGUCCAAGCCAAAGCUGCGAGCUACGCCACAGCUGCAGCAACUACUGGAUCCUUAACCCACUGGGCUGGGCCAGGGACUGAACCGCUGCCUCCACAGAGACGAUGGGGAUCAUUAACCCACUGUGCCACAGUGGGAACUCCCUGAUUUUUUCUUUUUAAAAAACACAUUGAGGAGUUCCCGUCGAGGCACAGUGGUUAACGAAUCCGACUGGGAACCAUGAGGUUUCAGGUUCGAUCCCGGGGGCCUUGCUCAGUGGGUCAAUGAUCCACCGUUUCCGUGAGCUGGGGUGUAGGUGGCGGAUUUGGCUUGGAUCCAGCGUUGCUAUGGCUCUGGCGUAGGCGGGUGGCUGCAGCUCUGAUUAGACCCCUGGCCUGGGAAGCUCCAUAUGCCUCGGGAGUGGGCCUAGAAAUGGCAAAAAGACAACAACAACAACAACAACAACAAAAGGAACAUUGAUUCAUUCAUUCACUUUCAAGGCUUUAUGGUCUUCCGCCUUAUAAAUACUCUUGGUAGACUUUCAGAUUCUCUAGUUACUAGGACUCAAGACGUUAGACCACUCUUCAACAGGUGACCUGGUGCUCACGUGUAACAGUGCCUCUAGAGUCUUAAGGCGAGCAUCUGCUCAAUCUUUCUAGGUAACGUCGGUGUUGCCCAAGUGGAAGAGACAAGUCCAUGAUAACCCCCUUUUCUCCACAUCCUUGCCAGCCCUUGGUCGUCAGACUUCUGCACGCUGGCCAGUCCAGCAGAGUGAAAUGUCAUCUCACUGUGGCUUAAAUGUGCAUGAUGGUUACUCAUGAUUAUUACACGUUUACAUGUAAUUUGUGUUUUUUCUCUCCUAGGAAAUGCCUGUCACACCCUUUGAUGUCCUGUUGGAUCCUACUGAAUUCUCUUUUCCUUACUGAUUCCUAGGCAUUCUUUUUUUUUUUGGUCUUUUUAGGGCUGCACCUGAGGCACAUGGAGGUUCCCAGGCUAGGGGUUGAAUUAGAGCUGUGGCUGCCCGCCUACGCCACAGUCACAGCAAUGCCAGCUCCCGGAUGCUUGAGCCCUGCCUGUGACCCACACCACAGCUCACGGCAACACUGGAUCCUCAACCCGCUGAGCGAGGCCAGGGAUCAAACCUUCGUCCGCAUGGAUGCCGGUCGGAUUCGUUUUCCACUGAGCCAUGACAGGAACUCCUCCAUUUCUUUUUUUUGGCUGAGCCUGCAGCAUGCCACAUUUCCCAGGCCAGAGAGCAAACCCAAGCCACAGCAGCGACCUGAACCACUGCAGUGACAAAGCUGGAUCUUCAACCUGCUAACCACCAACUCCUCUUUUUUUUUUUAAGGUAAUAUAUAUUUCUUUAAAACAGAAAGAAAUAUUCAUAGAGAAGUGUAUGUAAAAUAUCAAUGCACUGUUCAAAUAAUAAUUUAGAAUCAAACAAUCAUGUAACUAUCACCUAGGUCCCCAAACAGACGUUGCCAACACUCUAGAAGCACCCGCUUUGCCCCUCCCUGGUUACAGUCCCCUUUUCUCACAAGUAACUACCAUUCUGCCCUUUGUGGUAAUUACUUCAUUGCUUUUCUCCUUAUAGUUAUAUCACCUGGGAAUGCCUCCGGAACAAGAGUUUAGCGCUGCCUGUUUUUGCAUCCUAUAAAGAUGUAUUCGCAUAGCAAAUGUCCCUUGUUUCCGGCUUCCUGCACUCAGCAUUACGUUGUGCCCUUGGGUUUCUCGAAGUUACAGUUUGUUCACCAGGCAACGCGUAGCAUCCCCUGCAUCGUCUACGCAAGGCGUCGAGCAUCAACCCUAGGACACCUGUUCUCGCGUCUCCGUGACGUCCCUGGGUACAGCUCAGCGAGGUUCUCUCCAGGGUGUGGCCCACGGGGCGGAACGUGGAUGUAGGGCACACGGCCCGUCCUUCCACCAAACAGCCCCCAGCAGCCAGGGACCGGGGUGCCGCCCGCCCGCCGAAUCCCGCGCUGCGCUCUGCACGUUUCGCGAAAAGCAGCCGCUUAAAGCCAGUCGCCGCGGUACCACCGCGUCCCCAGGGCAGCGCGACAAGCGCGAGCCCCCUACACGUGGAUUUCCUUUACAGCACCUGCAGGCCAUCUGGCCUCUUCCCGGGAUGCCCGGAACCCCCGGGACCCCGGCUUUCCCAGCGCCUGGGGUCACGCCCUCCGGCCGCGGCCCGCUUCUCUCUUCCGGCACCUUUUUUAUUUUAACCUAAUCAAAUUUAUCAUCCUUCUCCGGUUAGCGCGCGUCGUUCCGUGCAUUCCUGCCCGGUCCUGAAGGCAGCCCGCCGUCAUCCCGAGCGCCCGCCACUCCUACCUUCCCACACUGGGCGUCCGCAUCCCUCACCCUGCCUUCGGGCCCCGCCCGCGACGCCGUCCUCUCCCGGCACGCAGUGCGCAGGCGCGCCCGGGGAUUGGAGGGGGGAGGUGGGGGCUCCCGCUACGAGCGGCGUAGUGCGCCUGCGCUGAGGGCCUGCGCGAGCGCACCCCUCCCCCCGCCUCUCCGUGUCGUCUAUAAACUCGCGAGCGUCUCCUCGCGAGAGGUUCGGUUCUCAUGCUCGCUGCGGGGGUCGGAGGUCAGAGCGAGCGUCUCGCCGGCCGCAGGAGGAAGAUGGCGGUAGAAUCGCGCGUCACCCAGGAGGAAAUUAAGAAGGAGCCGGAGAAGCCCAUCGACCGGGAGAAGACCUGCCCGCUGCUGCUGCGCGUCUUCACCACCAACAACGGCCGCCACCACCGCAUGGACGAGUUCUCCCGCGGAAACGUGCCGUCCAGCGAGCUGCAGAUCUACACUUGGAUGGAUGCAACCUUGAAAGAAUUGACUAGUUUAGUAAAAGAAGUCUACCCAGAAGCUAGAAAGAAGGGCACACACUUCAAUUUUGCAAUUGUUUUUACGGAUCUUAAGAGGCCCGGCUAUCGAGUGAAGGAGAUCGGCAGCACCAUGUCCGGGAGGAAGGGCACCGACGACUCCAUGACGCUGCAGUCGCAGAAGUUCCAGAUAGGAGACUACCUGGACAUAGCCAUCACGCCUCCCAACCGGGCCCCGCCGACCUCCGGGCGCAUGAGGCCCUACUAAACUUGCCUUACUGUUUCCUGAAUUUAUUUUUCAUUCAGUGAUGUAAAAUAAACGUCCACUUUUUCCUCCCUCCUUA
Molecule: messenger RNA, 4873 nt
Organism: Sus scrofa (pig)
Lineage: Eukaryota; Metazoa; Chordata; Mammalia; Artiodactyla; Suidae
Gene: SAP18
Product: Sin3A associated protein 18
Biological process (GO): negative regulation of DNA-templated transcription
Cellular component (GO): nucleus
Molecular function (GO): transcription factor binding; transcription corepressor activity
Source: RefSeq, a predicted model, not a curated record